Molecule: messenger RNA, 840 nt
Organism: Aureobasidium musti
Lineage: Eukaryota; Fungi; Ascomycota; Dothideomycetes; Dothideales; Saccotheciaceae
Source: the annotation of a GenBank genome assembly
AUGCCUGGUGCAGAGUCAUCUGCCGAAGCUCACGGCAUUGGCACAGUCGUACUGCCCACAAGAAUCUAUCGCCAAGGCAAAUCACACAAAGCUAGCCGUGAGAUCACUCUACACCACGUCCUCUACGCCCCUGGCCACAACGUCAACAUCUUUGCUACAAGCGUGGAGCCAGAUCUUGUCGUUCCAUUCAGCCGUGAUGUAAAGCCUAUUGUCAAAAGCGGUACCGACAAAGUCCUUGGUCUGGUUGUCUUCAAGACAUUGUGGAGGCUGUGGCUGAAGGGUCAGUCGCAAGAUCAGAGUAGUCUGGGCCCGAACGGAAUGUACUACAUCCAUGCUUCUUGGCCGAAAGAGGAGAUCAGAAAGUUCAACAAGUUCCUCGCACAGCUCAAGGCUGAGCAUCCAAGCAAGUCUGAUCACGCCCCACCACUUACGACGGAGGAGAAAGAGUUCUUGANNAAAAAGCAUUAUGGCAAUGAAUUCAAGUUCCUUCUGUCAUACGAACUUUCCACCUACAAGGAAAAUCAUCGUGAGGAAGGUCGACGCAUCCUUAGAUCAAUCAUGUCAGACUUUGAAUCUGAAGCCGAUAUCUCCGAAGACUCUGAAGAUGAUGACCAAUCCGACGAAAGCAACGACUCCCUCGCCGACCUUGAACAGGACCCUACUUCCCACGUCGCCGAUUACAAGUUCAGUGCUGACCAACUCGACUUCGUCAAGGCCCAUUACGGUCACUCCGGACACUUCAUGCGCUGCUACGGCCUCAAGCCUUGGGAUGAUGAUGAUUGUGAUGAAGCAGUCAGCAUCGUCAAAGCCUUCAUGAGCGACCCUGAAGACGAGACCUGA